This is a messenger RNA of Alternaria atra, 1479 nucleotides long. RefSeq lists its product as uncharacterized. Gene Ontology annotation, molecular function: RNA binding. Lineage: Eukaryota; Fungi; Ascomycota; Dothideomycetes; Pleosporales; Pleosporaceae. The transcript has 3 exons. Gene Ontology annotation, biological process: mRNA cis splicing, via spliceosome. Bases 1 to 1479 code for a protein of 492 amino acids. The record is from RefSeq and is a predicted model, not a curated record. Gene Ontology annotation, cellular component: precatalytic spliceosome.
AUGGCAUCUCAGCAGCCACAGAAGGCACAGGGCCUACCCAAUCCCUACGGUCUUCCGAAUCCCUACGCUCAGAAAGGCCUUCCGAAUCCGUAUGCUUCGGCCACCAUUUCCGCUGCGCCUGUCAAGUACACAGAGGAACAGGCCAAGGCCGAGCAACAGAAGAAAGCACCUGCUUUCCAUAACCCACACAACAUCAAGCGUCCCCAGGCCAAGAAGGCUGGCCCAACCAUCAAAAAGGCCACCAUGCCUGUAGUUGCCCCGCUCUCUUCCUCGGGUCCUGGUCCGGCCAACACCCAGCAGCAUGGUAUCGACUAUUAUCGCAGCACUGUAGAGGACGACCUAUCCAUUAUGGAAGAGAAGAGGAUUCGCAACUAUGAAGAGAAGCAGAGGAAGAAAGAGCAGAAGAAGUUCAACAAGAUGUUCGGACAGUGGAACCCUCAAGCUCCCCACAAACCCGAGCGGUACUCCAACCUGCGAGCAUACAGGGCCAGUGGUGGCUAUCGGCGCAAGAAGGAAGGUUUCACUGCUUUCUUACGAGGAGCUGCUGCUCAGUACAAGUCCCGCGAUGGCAGCGAGGAGACCAACGGCUCCCGUCCGGCGUCUUCUUCCAGCUCAACGCCUGCUACGUUUGCCAAACCGUCAUUCGCCCCACCUGCAUCCUACGAAGAAAGCACUACAGUUCCCUCGUCUGACCCGUCGGAAGAAGAUGCUUAUGCCCGUCGCAUGCGUCUGUCCCAGCAACAGCCUAAUGUCGUACCGCCCCCGCCUCCGUCAGCCACAGAUGACAACCCUCCACCUCCGCCUCCACCUGCUUCGCAACCAGCACCACCGAGCUAUCAAGGUGCGACUAUAUCAGCACCCCCAGUCCGGUACGAGCGUCCCGACGUACAAAUGGAAGAUGCAGACAACGAGCCAGUCCACGACGAACGCCCUGCCAAGCGUGCUAAGAUUAGCAAGGCGGAAGCGAUGAUGGCUAAGAUGGGGUACAAAAAGGGUCAAGGUCUUGGAAAGAACAACGAUGGUGUUGUUACCCAUUUGGAAGUCAAGAAGCGCAAAGCUCCACAGGGUACGAGCACUCUUGACGACGAAAGUGGCAAGGUCAAGUCUCAACAGGUCUGGGAUGUCAGUGGUGGUAUGCGCACUCAGAAAGACGAGCCUGGCAAAUUUGGUGAAGAGUCAGCUGUUGUGGUCACUUGGGGCUGUGUGGACGGUGUCGACUGGAGCGCCAACGCCGAGCGCAAUGACGGUGGUAUUCGACAAGACAUGGGUGAAGCGUUCAGCAACAAGUUUGGUCCCGUUGAGCAUGUCCAACUAGACGAGAGCAACAAGGACGGCGUAGUUUACAUCCACUUCAAGUCUGUGCUCAGCGCUCUCAACGCCGUCAACCGGUUCGACGAAGGAUGGGAGUUCAGAGGCAGGAAGAUCACCGCCAAGUACUAUGACGAGCGCAAGUUCCACUCCGGCAUUUACGACCACUAG